Molecule: messenger RNA, 1599 nt
Organism: Stylophora pistillata
Lineage: Eukaryota; Metazoa; Cnidaria; Anthozoa; Scleractinia; Pocilloporidae
Molecular function (GO): nucleic acid binding; zinc ion binding
Source: RefSeq, a predicted model, not a curated record
AUGACAGAAGCAGCUGAAGCAUCCAUAGUUGUGCCACCAGCGCCGACUCAAGUUUUUAUUCCCCCGUCAAAUUUGCCCCCGCCGAAAGCGCUUAAUUUUGACGACAAUUUAGCCACCGCAUGGAAAUCGUGGAAAGCAGCGUGGCAGCGCUACGAAAUCGCUACUGGUGUAUAUAAACAAGAGGGCAUAGUUCGUGUGUCGACAUUACUAAGCAUUAUAGGCGAGGAUGGCGUCAGAGCCCACGAUACCUUUAUUUGGAACGAAGACGAAAACGCAGACGACAUUUCACAAGUCCUGAAGAAGUUCGACGAAUUCUGCAUUCCUAGGACACAGGUCAUAUAUGAACGCUAUAGGUUCAACAACCGAAACCAGGAACCAGGCGAAAACAUCUCGACGUAUCUUACGGAGCUUCGAACGAUCGCAAAAAACUGUGCACACGAUACAAUCACACCAGAUGAAAUUUUGCGUGACCGCCUCGUGCUAGGCAUACGGGAUGAUCGCGUCCGCGAGAGACUUCUCCGUUUGAAUGAUUUAUCUCUCCUACAAGCAGUUGACAUUAUUAAGUCGUCAGAACAGACCCAACAGCAAGUAAAGCUAAUGGCUGGAGGAGACACUGCAGUUCAUGCGUUACGGAAGGCGGGAUCGGCAGAAAAACCUGAAGAAGAACGACAACUUAAGUCACAAGCAUUUAGAAGACCGUCUAAAGAAUGUGGAAAUUGCGGAAUGGUGCAUGGACGUCAUUGUCCCGCGUAUGGAAGAACAUGUUUUAACUGUGGGAGUAUGAAUCAUUUUGCGAAUAAAUGUCGCGCUAAUCCCCGAGGAGUGAAAAGUAGAGUUUCGGCGGUCCACGAAGCCGUCGACAUGGGAAACGACCCCUACUACAUUGGUGCUACUACUAGUAAGAGCAAAGGCCAGGAAAAAUUGGCAGUGGUCAAACUCCACAUUUAUGGGCCAGAUCCCAAGACAGAAGUCCAGUUUCAAAUAGAUACUGGGUCGCAGUGCGACAUUCUCCCGGCCCAAUUAUACAAGCAAAUCACUGGGGACACCCUCCUUCAUCGCCUCAAACCAUGCCAAAAGGAAAUAGUCUCGUACACAGGGGAUCGCCGCAAAAUUGCUGGUAAAGCUACCCUGCCUGUGUGGUCCCGUGGACAGCGGAGGUCAAUGGAGUUUAACAUCUUAGACGGAGACUAUCAACCGAUUUUAUCAUUGAACACCAGCCUCAAUCUUGGCUUUGUGAGUUUGCAUAAUUGUGACGUCCUAGCAUUACACGUCAAGUGCCCCAAAGCCUCCUUGCUCGAAGAGUAUGAGGACGUAUUCGACGGAUUAGGGGCCCUACCGGGAGCAUACAAAAUAGCCAUAGACGAACAGGCGCAACCAGUUGUCCACGCACCGAGGCGAGUGCCAGUAGCCUUGCGUCCACGCAUCAAAAACAAGCUGGACGAACUUGUUGAUCGUAAAGUUAUUAUUCCAGUAACAGAACCGACGCAGUGGGUAUCCAGCAUGUUGGCUAUAGUGAAGCCAAACAAAGUACGCAUCUGUAUUGACCCGAGAGAUUUAAAUCGUGCCAUUCGGCGAGAGCAUUACCAGUUGNAAACAUAA